AUGUAAAGUCGUACAAGUUAAUCAGCCAAGUAAAUUGAAGCUGACACUCCAGUUUAAAAUACAUCAGAUGAUGGAAAACUACUUAAAUCUGUUAGAAAAGUCUAAUAAAUAAGAUAAUUACUUACAGUUAAUACACCUGCUAAAUCCUUGCCUAGCUACUAAUUAGAUGCUGCUCCUUUAAAAGAGUACAAUCCAUAAAAACAAUUAUCAAAAUAAAUUACAUUUGACGAGGUCAAUGAUGAGGAACUACAAAGAUACAAAGCUGAAUGGCAUUGGGAUGUAUUCUUUGAAUUUCUAUUUUAUCAUAUGCUUUUUUUUAUAUUAUUAGGACCUUUGAUUGUUUUAGUCUUAUUUAAAUAUCCUGGAGUAAUUUUAUUAAAAAACAUGAGAUUUUGUAAACACUCUUCAGCAUUUUAUAUGUAAACUCUUUUAUGGAUGGGAUCAGCAUUAGGUGGCUUAAUGUAUUUUAUUCAAGACCAAAGUGUUAUAACAUUGACAGAAAUUAUUUUUAUGUGGUUUGCUAUUUCAACUCGUUCAGUUGUUAUUGCAGCUAAAUAUGCUACAUUAAGUACUGCUAGAAUAAAAUUAUAUAAAUCUGAGGAACUCCCUGAUGAAAUGUUUAAUUUUGAUUUAAUGUUUUAAGAUUGGUUCGAAUAAUCAUCUAAAGUGUUAUUUUUAGAGUAAUAUAGAGCUUUAAGAAGACAUGAAUAAGAAUACUCUUUAUAUAAAUUUGAUUUUUUAUUGGAUCCAAAUAAAAAAACAGCUGAUGCUAUUAAAACUACAAAUAUAUGUUUUUAUGUUGAAUGGGCUAUGAAGUAGUAGAUGAAAUAAACUGACCCUAUUAUUGAAUAAGUAUAUUAUAAUGGAUUUCAUGUUUUUGGUUACUUAGUCAAUUACUUUUAAAAGACAAAUCCUACUUCUUCAUUUUUUAAAUAUAUGUUUGCAUUGGCUUUAUUUUAUGGUAUCUCUCCCACUUUUAUCAGGUUAUAGCAUUUUAUGGAAAAUAUACCAGAUUGGCUCGAUAUAAUAAGAUUAAUAAUUAACUUUUUAACUUCAAUGCAGGCAUUUUUUGGUUCUGUUAUUUUCUUAGCCAUAGGAAUCUAUGAUUUUAGAAGAAAGUUCUUUUUACUUGACCAAUGUCUCUAUAUGCUAUCGGCAAAAAAGGUAACAUAUCCAACAGCCAAAAAACUUAUACCUACUAUAAAUUUUAAUAAUCCUUAAACUUUACAAGCAUGGUCUAUUAUUAGAUCUUUAUGUUUUGAUUAUGGAUAAACUUAUAAUCUAAGAGUUCAGGGCUUUUAUUCAUUAAUAUUUAUAGCCAAUAUAGUUUUUAUAUUUAUCUCUUUAGGCUUGAUCUUAGAUUUAAUACAUAUUGAUAUGUUUUAAUUAAUAUUGCUUGGUGAAAUGGCUAUGAUCUUAAUUGGAUUUACUUUAUAUUAUCUUUAUUUAGGAGCAUCAUUAAAUGAAUAUUUUGAUAGCUUUGAAACAUUAUUAGAUGAUGUCAAAUCAAUUUAUUGUGAUAUUUUAAGGAUGAGAGAAUAAUACUUUCAAAAUAAUAUUUAACCAAUUAAUGAUGUUCAUAAAAUAUUUGUAAAUAUCAUAAAAGAUUAAGUUGGAUUUGAUGUUGAUACUGUAAAGGAAUAUAUUGAAUUGAUUGUUGAAGAAUUAGAAAAUAAUUAAAGAUAACUUACAUAUGAUAAAAGAAAUAAUCCAUUUAAAUUAUAUGGUGUUGUAAUUACUUUUAAUUUGUUAAAAAGUGCUGGUGUUGGACUAUCAACUGUAUUUAGUUAUGCUAUUUAAUAAAGACUAUCAACAAAAGAAAAAUGA
Molecule: messenger RNA, 1827 nt
Organism: Paramecium pentaurelia
Lineage: Eukaryota; Ciliophora; Oligohymenophorea; Peniculida; Parameciidae
Source: the annotation of a GenBank genome assembly